AUGGCACCAUCAGCAACAAACGAAAAUGGACACUCGAAUGGUACGGCGAAGCUCGACUUCACCACUUUCUCCAAUACCAUCAACGGGAAGCUCGUCCCCGCAUCCGACGGUGCCACUCGCCACGGCAUCAAUCCCGCAACCAAGAAGGCCAAUCCUCCAGUUCCCGUUGCAACAAAGAAAGAUCUCGAUGCUGCUGUUGAAGCAGGAAGAGCGGCCUUCAAGAAAUGGGCGAAGACGAGUGUACAGGAGAGGAGGGAGGCACUAGUGAAGUUUGCAGAUGCAUUGGGCAGUCUCCAGGAAGAGUUUGCCCAAUUGCUGACCAUGGAACAAGGAAAGCCUCUCAUGUUCGCUCGUCAAGAAGUACAGAGUGGGCCGGCGUGGAUCAAAGGAAUUGGAAACUUAGACAUACCAGAAGAAGUGGUCGAAGACAACGAAGAUCGCAAGGUCAUUACUCGUUAUACGCCACUUGGUGUCGUGGGGGCCAUUGUCCCAUGGAACUUCCCCGUUCAACUUGCAUGUGGAAAAAUUACCCCGGCAGUCCUCACAGGCAACGUGAUUAUUGUGAAGCCUUCGCCCUUCACACCAUACUGUGACCUCAAGAUUGGUGAACUCGCACAACAAUUCUUUCCACCCGGCGUGGUUCAGGUUCUGAGCGGAGACGACAAUCUUGGUCCAUGGAUCACAUCCCACCCCGGUAUUGACAAGAUCAGCUUUACUGGCUCGACCGUGACAGGAAAGAAAGUGAUGGAAAGCGCGAGCAAGACAUUGAAGCGAGUGACUCUUGAACUAGGAGGAAAUGACCCCGCCAUUAUCUGCAAGUCGGUCAACAUCGCCACCGUCGCCCCCAAGAUCGCAACUCUGGCAUUCCUGAACUCAGGACAGAUCUGCCUUUGUGUCAAGCGCAUCUAUAUCCACAAAGACAUCUACAACGAGUUCCGAGACGCCAUGGUUGAACACACCAAGACUUUCAAGGUUGGAAAUGGAACCGAAGAUGGUGUCUUCCUUGGACCUGUCCAGAACUCGAUGCAAUAUGAAAAGGUCAAGGGAUUCUUUGAUGAUGUGGAGAAAAACGGUAUGAAGAUGGCGGUCGGAGGCAAGGUGUCUGAGACUGGCGGAUACUUCAUCAAUCCCACCAUUAUUGACAAUCCGAAAGAGGACUCCAAAAUUGUACAAGAGGAGCCUUUUGGACCCAUCGUCCCCAUCAUGACAUGGUCCGACGAAGACGAUGUGGUUGCCCGCGCCAACGACACACAAAUGGGACUUGGUGCAUCUGUCUGGUCAUCCGACUUGGACGAAGCGGCUCGGAUCGCUAAGCAGUUGGAAGCUGGAAGUGUCUGGGUCAACGCUCACAUCGAGGUAUCUCCACUUGUGCCAUUUGGAGGACACAAGCAGAGUGGAAUUGGAAGCGAGUGGGGAUCCAGCGGAUUGAAACACUUCUGCAACUCACAAUCUUUGUUUUUGAAGAAGAAGGCUUGA
Mollisia scopiformis is the source of this 1476-nucleotide messenger RNA. RefSeq names its product aldehyde dehydrogenase. Gene Ontology annotation, molecular function: aldehyde dehydrogenase (NAD+) activity. Bases 1 to 1476 code for a protein of 491 amino acids. The transcript has 5 exons. The record is from RefSeq and is a predicted model, not a curated record. Lineage: Eukaryota; Fungi; Ascomycota; Leotiomycetes; Helotiales; Mollisiaceae.